CAGACGAAGCAGCAGCAGCAGCCUCGCUCGGUUGGACAGCUAACGGUUCGACUCCGAGAGACGGGAGCGAAUAAAAAUAAAUAAAUAAACAAUUUAACGGCAACUACAGAAGACGACACCCGGCUCCGGUCACCUCGCCCGUGUCGCCUCGGUAAUGCAACGGCGCCGGUAGACGACGGACACCGGCCGAAGUUGAGCGUGUGAGGACCGAUUUGACGUUCGCAAGCGGGGCAGUCGGCGGGGAUGGGAAAUGAUGGAGGACAAAGGCCCUCGUGUAGCCGACUACUUUGUGGUGGCCGGUCUGACGGACCCGUCCAAGCCGUUGGACCAGGAGAUCCACUUUGAUGAUGUCUGCCACAAGACGGCCAAACCUAAGGCGCCCAUCACCGAUGUGGCCGUGGUGAUCCGCUCGAUGGGCGAGGAGGCGCCGCCGGGGUUCACCUGCAUAGAGACGACACCGAGCGGCCAGUCGGCUGAUCUCAACAAUGGAGGCCUCAUGGCGCCGCAGAUCUUCCUGUGCUACAGGCGAGGCCGCGACAAGCCACCACUCACUGACCUGGGCGUUCUGUACGAGUGGAAGGAGCGGCUGAAGCAGGGCUGCCACCUCAUCCAGACCACGCCCUCCGGCCGCCCGGCCAACAUCAGCGGGAACUCCUCCCAGCGCAUCUACGUCACCUACCGCCGGGCGCCCGAGAGCCAACCGCACGCCGCCCUGGCCGUCACCGACAUCUGCAUCAUCAUCCCGAGCAAGGGGGAGACGCCACCGCACACGUUCUGCAAGGUGGAGAAGAAUCUCAACAGCAGCAUGUGGGGCUCCUCUGUCUACUUGUGUUAUAAGAAGUCUGUGGCCAAAACCAACACAAUAGCCUACAAAGCAGGUUUAUUCAGCAGAUAUCCAGAGGAGGACUAUGAGUCUUUCCCUCUGCCAGAGUCUGUCCCUCUCUUCUGCCUUCCCAUGGGGGCCACGAUCGAGUGCUGGCCGGCCAACACCAAAUACUCCCUCCCUGUUUUCUCCACUUUUGUCCUCACCGGAGCCUCUGGAGAAAAGGUUUACGGUGCUGCCAUCCAGUUCUACGAGCCCUACCCGCCGGAGUGUCUGACCGAUCAGCAGCGCUCUCAGCUGGGUCUCCUGAACCCGGACAAACCCUCCUCCUCCUCCAACACCGCGGCUGCUGCCACCAACAGCGCCACGACCAGCCCCGCCAUUCCUCGCUCGGUCCACACCAACAAGUGCAUCUGCCUGCUCUCCCACUGGCCCUUCUUCGACGCUUUCCGCAAGUUCCUCACAUUCCUCUAUCGCUACUCCAUCUCCGGCCCUCACGCCCUCCCCAUUGAGAAGCACAUCUCUCACUUUAUGCACAAAGUUCCCUUCCCGUCCUCUCAGAGGCCUCGCAUCCUGGUGCAGCUUUCCCCUCAUGACAGCCUGAUGUUGAGCCAGCCCGUGUCGUCUCCUUUGCCGCUCAGUGGCGGCCGGUUCUCCACACUGCUCCAGAACCUCGGACCAGAAAAUGCCGUCACCUUGCUGGUGUUUGCCGUCACUGAACACAAGAUCUUGGUCCACUCGUUACGACCGGCUGUUCUGACCAGUGUCACCGAGGCUCUGGUGUCUAUGAUCUUUCCGUUCCACUGGCCAUGCCCUUAUAUCCCUCUCUGCCCCCUGGCUUUGGCUGACGUCCUGAGCGCCCCCUGUCCCUUCAUUGUGGGAGUGGACUCUCGCUACUUUGAUCUUUAUGAUCCACCGCCAGAUGUGAGCUGCGUGGACUUGGACACUAACACCAUCUUCCACAAUGAAGAUAAGCGAGCCCUCACGUGGAAGAUCCUGCCAAAGAAAGCCUGUAAAAACCUAAUGAAUGUGCUGAGCAAUCUCCACCAGCAGCUGGUUGACGGUCAGUACCGGCCUGAUGGGCUGCUGGAGUUGAGCAUGAGCGACACGUCCGAGCUGAGCUGUGGGAAGAGCCUCCAUACGCUAGAGCUGGAGAUCCAGGAAGCCUUCCUGCGCUUCAUGGCAGCCAUUUUGAAAGGCUACCGCUCCUUCUUGCGACCCAUCACCCAGGCACCGUCGGAGAAAGCCACCGACGCCAGCUCGCUUUUUGACCUGCAAGGGUUCCUGAAGAGCCGCGAUCGCUCACACCAGAAGUUCUACUCUCUAAUGACCAAGACCCAGAUGUUCAUCCGCUUCAUCGAGGAGUGCUCUUUCGUCAGUGACAAAGACGCCAGUCUGGCCUUCUUUGACGACUGUGUGGACAAAGUGGACAGUGACAGGCUGGAGGAGACCCGGCUGAUAGAGAUUGAUGAAUCCCAGCGCAGCGAGCACACAGUCUUCAUCACACCUCCAGAGCUGCCUCCGCUGCCCGACGGGGAGGAAUAUCCGCUGUGCUACAGGUACGAUGGUUUCCCAGUGUUAAGUCUUGACCUGUUUGACCCGGUGGAGGGCCUGCGGACGCCCUCAUCCCGCCUCGCUGCCAGGCACAGCUGCCCCACCAGCCCUGCCCCCAUGUUCAGACGCACCAAGCAGGAGAUCAAGUCAGCCCAGAAGAUCGCCAAGAGGUACUCGUCUAUCCCUCAGCUGUGGUCCAAGUGCCUCCUCCGUCACUGCUAUGGUCUGUGGUUCAUCUGUCUGCCGGCGUAUGUGAAGGUUUGUCACUCCAAGGUUCGGGCUCUUCGCACCGCCUACGACGUCCUCAGGAAGAUGCAGGUGAAGAAGCUGCAGCCCCCUGAUGAGGUGUGUUACCGGGUGCUGAUGCAGCUGUGUGGACAGUACGGUCAGCCGGUCCUGGCAGUCAGGGUCCUAUUUGAGAUGAAGAAGGCCGGAGUUCACCCCAAUGCCAUCACUUACGGCUACUACAACAAGGCGGUGCUGGAGAGCACGUGGCCGUCCAGCACCAGAGGAGGAUAUUUCCUGUGGAUGAAGCUGAGAAACGUCAUCCUGGGCGUGGCGCAGUUCAAACGAGCGCUGCGACGACACGCUCCCCUGACCCAGAGCCCUCUGUCAGAUGGCAGCGACCUGGACGCUGUGAGUCACGGCAGCCUGGAUAGCUCUGCCGACACUAACCUGGCCGACGCCACCAAAGUAGACCCCACUGACGAUAGAUCUAGCACAGGAGAUCAGUCAGAUUUGGGUUAUAACUCUCUGUCCAAAGAGGAGGUUCGCAGAGGAGACCACACCACCCAGGACUCCACCGCUGACAAAGAUGACAAGAAGGAGAGCGACUGCAGCUCCUUGUCAGAGACGGAAAGUGCCAAAGGAAGCAAAGACUGCCUCCCUCAGCUGGACUUGGAGAUCAAUUCCUCCUUCAAACCCCGCGGCAUCGUUCGCAGCAGUUGUCCAUUUGACGAUUCAGCGAGUAAACCCAAAAGCUCCGCCAGCGCAGGUCACGUUGCAGGUCUCCUUUUCACCUCCUCUCUGGAUGAGAUCGGUGAGGUUCACACCAACAGUCUGCUCCGGAGACAUAAGAGCGCUCUGGAGGAGGUGGUGGGCAGCGCCAGCAGCGGCUCGGCUCUCGACUGGCAGAGCGCGAGGAACCGGCGGCUGAGCGGCGACACGGUGGGCAGCAGCGGCAGCGGCACCACCGUCCUCGGUCUGGGCAUGAGCCAGGGUGAAACCGACCCGGAUAAGAUCGCAGGACACCUGGGAGCAGAUGCCAAAAUUCUUUCCGGCGCCAACUUCAGCAAGAGUAAGAGGCCUCACUCGCUGGUUCUGGGCGGGUUGGAGGGGGCAGCUGCAAAGGCAAACGCAGCUAGAAGUCAUGUGGAGGAGGAAGAGGAGGAGACGGAGGGGCAGGACUCCAGCGAUGAAGACAGGAGCAACAUGGAGGCCAUUUUUGAUUUGGAGGAUCUGGAUUUAGACAAACCUGCCACAGGGGCAAAACUUCGCAACAAACCUCACAAGAAACCUGUUGAACGCAGUGCGAGCUACGGCGGCAUGACCUCCAUGACGCCCAGAGGAGCAGUGAAGCGCACCGGCAUCGAAACCGGCUAUGACCCCCUGUCCCUUCUGGCUGCAGAGUCUCAGUCAGAGCAGCAGAGCGAGGACCGGGAGCCGGAGGGGGACGAGGUCAGCACGCCGAGCGCCCGCCGGGACCUGGCCAGGGAGAUCGAGCUCUACAUGAACCACAUGGGCAGCCCUCUGAGCAGCCGGACCCCCAGCCUGGACCUGCAGGACCCGGUCAGCCCCCUGCUCCUGCACCCCUCAACACAGUGUGCCCCCCGCAGAGCCAGCCUGCCCCACAGCUCCCCCCUCAGGACCGCCGGAGUGCCGCGUUCCCGCACCUUCCAGCCGCCCUCGCCCUCCCAGCCCAUCUCCCGCCAGCGCCUCUGGUCGUCGCCUCCCUGUCGGAGCUCCAGCACCACCCCCAGCCCCAGCCCCCGGCCCAGCCCCUACAGGGAGAGGUCCGACCGGAUGAGCCUGGCGUCGCCGUCGCCCUCCUCCUCCUCCUUCGCUCUGGACACUCUGCUCACGCCGACGCUGGACAUGUUCAAGACCAGCGUGUUCUUUGCAGGGAAGGGCGUCGCAGAGAAGGCGAGCCGCUGGUAUUCCCGUCUAGCCACGUACACGACACCAACCAAGGACGGUCACAGCGACCAUCUGAGCGUGUCGUCUCUCGGUGUUGGAGAUCCAGACUGCUCCUCUCUGCUGGAUGAGGAUGACUGUGGGAGGUCCGAGUCGUCUGUCGUGUCUCCACAGAGGAACGGUCCUGUCGGGCCCCUGGGACCCCGCAGGAGCCCCAAACGUAGCCCCCUCCGGAGCAGACUGGACAGCCCGACGGCAGGCUCCAACCACGGGAGACCCACUUCUCUGAUCCCUG
Molecule: messenger RNA, 4805 nt
Organism: Stegastes partitus (bicolor damselfish)
Lineage: Eukaryota; Metazoa; Chordata; Actinopteri; Pomacentridae
Product: C-myc promoter-binding protein-like
Exons: 23
Biological process (GO): regulation of Rab protein signal transduction
Cellular component (GO): cytoplasmic vesicle; ESCRT I complex
Molecular function (GO): protein binding
Source: RefSeq, a predicted model, not a curated record